AUUCAAGCGCGACAGCAGUCAAUUGAGGCUGCACCACCGCUCACGCCUCCGACCCGGGAGCAGACACGAUACGAGGACGUAUUGAGUUGCCGUCUUACUAUACGGCCCUUGGAAUAAACUUUUGCGUGCGCAUCCCGCGCUAGGAAACCUCCGCAGGACCUCCGCAAUCACCACACCACCCUCACCCAACUGCACAUCCACCCAUCCACCAUGGCGUCGAUAGCGACCAAAGCGGUAGCCGGCAAACCAAUCGUUCCACAAUGCCUCACGAGUCACAAAGUUGGCGUCGUAGUCUCAGCGGGCAAGAUGUCGAAAGCGGUACGGGUGCGCGUCGCAGAGCAAGAAUGGAAUAAGAAGUUCAGAAAACACUUCCCAGCCCCCAAAACAUACAUAGCCCGCGACCCUAACAAUUCCGUCGUUGAAGGAGACAUCGUGCGCAUAACAUCCGGACACCGCACCUCCAAAGUCAUCCACCACGUCGUAACAUCCAUCGUCGCGCCCUUUGGCGAACCCGUAGAAAACCGACCACCAGUCCUCUCCCAAGCACAAUUAGACGAACAACGCGUCAAAGAGCGAUUAUUGAAGGACGUAAGGGCAGCGGAGCGGGGAAGACAGACAAGCAUCCAGAGAUUGGCGCAGGCAAGGAAGCAGGGCUUAAAAAUACCAACUCUUGAGGAAGCCAUGGAGGCAAUGAGGAGACACACUGAAGCAGAAAAGGCACGAGCUGAAGCGCACGAUGGACAGGCUGGUCAACAGAAGACGGCAAAGACGAGAAGAGUGGAGCAGGGCAAGAAGACGAAAGCAGAAGUUGGGGCGGAGAGCAAAGUUAAAGCUGCAAGGAAGCAGUCCGCAUGA
Messenger RNA from Alternaria alternata, 855 nucleotides. RefSeq names its product nucleic acid-binding protein. Gene Ontology annotation, molecular function: structural constituent of ribosome. The coding region runs from base 211 to 855 and encodes 214 amino acids. The record is from RefSeq and is a predicted model, not a curated record. Lineage: Eukaryota; Fungi; Ascomycota; Dothideomycetes; Pleosporales; Pleosporaceae. The transcript has 2 exons. Gene Ontology annotation, biological process: translation. Gene Ontology annotation, cellular component: mitochondrion; ribosome.